GCCAAGAGCAAAACCACCGUCUUGUUUAUUGACUCCACUUUGAACGGUACAGAAACAGCGCGACAACAAUGAGAGAAUGUAUCAGCGUUCACAUAGGACAAGCAGGCGUCCAAAUAGGUAACGCCUGUUGGGAGCUCUAUUGCCUUGAACAUGGAAUCCAACAAAAUGGUCAAGUAUCAUUUGAAUCUUCUGGUGUUAAUGAUUCGUCUAGCACGUUCUUUCAUGAGAUAGGCUCUGGGAAACGUGUCCCCAGAGCCAUAUUCGUCGAUUUGGAGCCCUCAGUUAUCGAUGAAAUACGCGUUGGAAAAUACAGCCAGUUAUUUCACCCGAACCAACUCAUCAGUGGUAAAGAGGAUGCAGCCAACAAUUACGCCAGGGGCCACUAUACCGUUGGCAAGGAAAUCAUUGAUUCGGUCUGUGACCAAAUUCAUAAAGUAACUGAACAAUGCUCUGGCCUCCAGGGCUUCUUGAUUUUUCAUAGUUUCGGUGGCGGCACCGGUUCUGGUUUUACGUCUCUGCUAAUGGAGCGCCUGAGUGUUGACUUUGGUAAAAAGACAAAGCUUCAAUUUUCAGUCUAUCCGGCACCACGAAUUUCUACAGCUGUAGUAGAACCGUACAAUUCCGUCUUAACCACUCAUACCACUCUAGAUCAUUGUGACUGCGCUUUCAUGGUCGACAAUGAAGCAAUUUAUGAUAUCUGUAAAAGGCAUUUAGAUGUUGGGUAUCCAAGAUACAUCAACCUUAAUCGUCCAAUUGCUCAGGUAGUGAGCUCUAUUACUGCUUCUCUAAGGUUUGAUGGGUCCCUUAAUGUUGAUUUAACCGAGUUUCAAACCAACCUUGUACCUUAUCCACGUAUUCAUUUCCCAUUGAUUUCGUAUGCACCAAUAAUAUCGGUUGAGAAAGCGUACCACGAGCAGUUAAAUGUUUCUGAAAUAACAAACGCGUGCUUUGAAACCGGUAAUCAGAUGGUUAAAUGUGACCCUCACCGUGGGAAGUACAUGGCUUGUUGUAUGUUGUACCGAGGCGAUGUGGUCUCGAAAGAUGUUAACGUUGCUAUUGCAGCAAUUAAAAAUAAAAAAUCCAUCAAGUUUGUGGAUUGGUGCCCAACAGGGUUUAAAGUUGGUAUCAAUUCCCAAUCCCCAACCGUUGUCCCUGGAGGAGAUAUGGCCAAGGUCCAACGGGCCGUGUGCUCGCUGAGCAAUACGACAGCUAUUGCUGACGCUUGGGCCCGUCUGAAUCGUAAAUUUGACUUAAUGUAUGCCAAGCGAGCUUUUGUUCAUUGGUAUGUUGGUGAAGGUAUGGAGGAAGGUGAGUUUUCGGAAGCGCGCGAAGAUUUGGCUGCGUUGGAGAAAGAUUAUGAAGAAGUUGGUAUUGAUUCAGCUGAAACGGAAGAUGAGAUAGAAGAAUAUUAAAUAUUAUAUAUAAACUUUAUUAUAAAUCGAUUGAGAGGUAUAUUAUACACAUGUGAAUAUAUUGCUUCGCUAUUAAACUAAAGAAUCAUUUUGAGAUAUUAAAAUCUCAUUGUCUUGUUUUAUGUUGCAUAUUCAAAAUAAAGAUUUUUUUUUUUAAUAUUGCAGCAUGGAAGGUGUUUAUAAACCAUUAAAAAAAAUUAAAACACACAAAUACCGUUAUAUUCAAUUCAACUUUCAAAUUUAAUUUGUCAAAAUAAUUUCGUCGCUUUGACAUCGCGACCUGUUCACCGACAAAAUUUCCUACAGCAUCUGAGAAAGUAACAGUUUAUAAAAUGUGGAUGUAUUUUUUUGCAAUUUCUUUGAAGCAUUAACAAAACAUUAGUCAUAUUUUUUUUUCCUUCCUCGUCUAAUUAAUGAAACGCUUUGUAUCUGAAGCAGUCGCAUGCCCUAUGGAUAAAGUUUAGAUGUAGGGGACAUUUUGUGUCAGCAGAUGCUAAUUAUAUUUGGUACAACACCACCAGGUCUGAGGAAGGGGUACAUCGAUUAAAUAGACUUCAGGAUCCCAACAACUACUGAUAUUAUCAAUUGUGAACGGCGAUUUCGUCCCCAAGAGAUUUUGAACUCGGAACGUAAAGGACGAAAUGCCGGAUACCGAUUCUGGCGCAUUGCUGCCUUUUAAUGCCAACGACAAUACCCCUACGAUUAUGCAUUUUCCUAAUACCAAAAGUUACGAAGUCUGUCGAAAGCGGCUGUCGAAACGUCCGGUGAUCCUUUGUUAGAUUAAUGUUUGGUGAAGCUGUAUACUUUGCAUUUCAUGUUUACUAACCAGCAAACUCUUUCGAAAAUAAUCAACCAUUUCUCGUUACAUACAAGAAAAAUUUUUUUAAUUAGAACGAAAAUAGGUUAGUUUUGUUAUCAAUAAAGUUAGACGUAGUUUUAAGGGUAUUAAUGAUAGACAUGGCUGUAUUUUUACAAAACAGAAAAGCUACCGAAUCUAAUUACAGAACGUUAUUACUCACGAAUACAAGAGAAAGCACAAAAUUGUCUAAGGAUGUUCUUGAUGCAAUGGAUAAUAGUGGUGCUGAUUCUUCUUUUUACAGUUCUCAGAUUGCAUGAUACGUAUAUUAAAAAAGGAGGGAGAGUUAAAAAAAUACGAAAAGACUGAACUUUAUCAUGACGUGCACUGGUUUCGAUUGUUUAAAACGACUGGUUAAUGCUGGAAUAAAAUGGAAAAAUUGAAAUAAAACUUUUA
Molecule: messenger RNA, 2664 nt
Organism: Octopus sinensis (East Asian common octopus)
Lineage: Eukaryota; Metazoa; Mollusca; Cephalopoda; Octopoda; Octopodidae
Product: tubulin alpha-8 chain-like
Exons: 3
Coding region: 69-1412 (447 amino acids)
Biological process (GO): mitotic cell cycle; microtubule cytoskeleton organization
Cellular component (GO): cytoplasm; microtubule
Molecular function (GO): GTP binding; structural constituent of cytoskeleton
Source: RefSeq, a predicted model, not a curated record